GAAGUGAAAGACGUCAGGCUUGAGUAAAGUGUGCGCCAGUGUCAUAGUAAAUGUCAAACAGGAAAACGUACAUAUCUGAAUGCACAUCGCUGCUCAGUCACUCGCUGCUCAGAGAGCUGUGUGCAGCGCGUCUUUGGGUCACAAUACGGUAGCACAGUAUGACGGAAAGGAACAGUUCCAGAUGUGAUGACACAUUUAAAUCACAGCUGCUGCCGUACAUCUACGGCGUAGAGCUGUGCCUGGCUCUGGUGGGUAACGUUUUUGCCCUGUGGCUGCUGGUGACAAAGGAGAGGAGGAACUGGCACACUGGGGUGGUGUUCUCCUGCAACCUGGCCAUCAGCGACAUCCUUUACGCCCUGACCCUCCCUCUUCUGAUCAUCCACUAUGCAAGGAGAAAAGGGUGGCCCUUCCCUGAAGCCGUCUGCAAAAUAGAGCGUUUCCUGUUCUCCUGCAACCUCUACGCCAGCAUCUACUUCAUCAUGUGCAUCAGCGUCAACAGGUACCUGGCCAUCGUCCACCCCUUUUUCACCCGCAAGCAUGUGAAUCCAAAGCAUGCCAAGAUAGCCAGCCUGCUGGUCUGGAUGGUCGUAGCCAUCAUCUCGUCUCCAAUCCUAAGUUUUGCAGGCCUUCGAAAAGUGAGGUGCAGAUCCUUCUCAAACAGAGACGAAGUACCGAAGUACAGCUACAGGAUCUUCAUGGCUAUCUCAGGGUGCCUGGUUCCCUUUGUGGUCACGUUUGCAUCGUACUUUGGAGUAAUAUGGGUGGUGUUAAAAAAUGCCAACAUCACCACCCUGGAGAAGAGAAAAGUGGCUCUUAUCGUGUCCUUGGUCUGCGUCCUCUACGCCAUCUCCUUUGUGCCGUACCACAUCCUGCAAAUAUGGCACUUUCACUUAAAGGACAAAAAAAUAACCAACUGCACCGUGGACAUCGCGUACCAGGUUUCAAAAGGACUGGCGAGCCUGAACAUGUGCCUUCACCCCAUACUCUACACUGCUGUGUUCGAUAGCAUCAGGACUGCUGUUUGCUGUAAAAGGAGAUCCAAUGAAUCUCCAAUGAGUCUCCAAUAAAUAAAUAAAUGAAUAAUCGGUCUUCAUUUAUGUAUUGUCUAACAGUAGGCCUAUAAAUUGCACCUAUAAUUUCACUCAUCAUUGUGUCAUAAGUUUGUCUCAUUAUUUUAUAUUUAGCUUUUCAAUUUGGCAUUCCUACAUCCUACCAUUACUGUCCUAGCCUGCAGUCCAAGCCUUCUGGUCUCUGUAUCUUAGAUGUAAGAUUGAUUAAAGCUGUGUUAAUAAAGACAUAUUUUAUUUUUGAAAA
Molecule: messenger RNA, 1314 nt
Organism: Astyanax mexicanus (Mexican tetra)
Lineage: Eukaryota; Metazoa; Chordata; Actinopteri; Characiformes; Acestrorhamphidae
Gene: p2ry11
Product: purinergic receptor P2Y11
Exons: 2
Coding region: 159-1067 (302 amino acids)
Biological process (GO): G protein-coupled receptor signaling pathway; calcium-mediated signaling; cellular response to ATP
Cellular component (GO): plasma membrane
Molecular function (GO): neurotransmitter receptor activity; G protein-coupled ATP receptor activity
Source: RefSeq, a predicted model, not a curated record